AUGGGCUUCUCCAGCCGCGUCGAGGCCCCGACCGAGGAGCUGCCCGGCCCUCCCGCCGUCGAACUCGACGUCCCGACGCCCGCCGACACCGCCGCGCCGACGCAGCCGGCCGCCGCCCUCCCCUCCGCCACCGAUCUCGGCGAGGGGCUGGGCUGCCUCGGCACGCUCUACUCCCACAAGUACACUUGGGUGCUGCGGCUGACCUCCUUCCCGGACGGCCACAAGGCGGAGGAUCAGGCCGAGGGCACCAACGUGGCCAAGUACUUUGACCGCGGCUGGUGCGCCACCGAGUCAAGCUGGGCUGGCCUGACAAAGGCUUGCUGCCUCUCGCUCGACGUCGGCAAGAUGCGCGCCGGCAAGGAGUACGACUUGGACAGCCUCAUCGACGACUGCGUCCAGGCCGGCGGCCGGCGCCCUCCGCUGCUGCCGUCUGCGUUCGCGGCGGAGCUGGAGACGAAGAGCUUCACCAACGGCAAGGACGACAAGCCGCUGGUGAAGGGGUUGUACAAGGACGCCUUCGAGGAGCAGUUUGGCAAGGCGACCGUGCUGAACUACCGCGGCCUCGGCUGGGGCGACGCGGAGGCGGCGCAGCUGGCGGAG
Molecule: messenger RNA, 600 nt
Organism: Emiliania huxleyi CCMP1516
Lineage: Eukaryota; Haptophyta; Isochrysidales; Noelaerhabdaceae
Exons: 2
Source: RefSeq, a predicted model, not a curated record